Gadus morhua (Atlantic cod) is the source of this 2618-nucleotide messenger RNA. RefSeq names its product translocase of inner mitochondrial membrane 50 homolog (S. cerevisiae) (gene timm50). NCBI's taxonomy places the organism in Eukaryota, Metazoa, Chordata, Actinopteri, Gadiformes, Gadidae. The transcript has 11 exons. The coding region runs from base 77 to 1213 and encodes 378 amino acids. The record is from RefSeq and is a predicted model, not a curated record.
GCAGACGCCAGCCAAUCAGCUUCAUUCGACCUUAUCAUCGUAACACUCGCCGGCGCGCGUCUCCUCCCAGUGCAAGAUGUCGACACCGGCGUUGCUCCCCAUGUGUCUCCGGUACCUGAGCCGCCCCGGGGCUCUGAGCACCGGGCUGAGCAACGGGCUAAGGAGUGGGCUGAGGGCCGGGUCGGUCGGGGUCCGGGCGCAGUGCACGAAAGAGAGCGGAGGAACCGUCGGGCUGGCGCAAGGCGUCCUCCAACAGAUCGCUCAGCAGGAAGAAAAGCAGCAGAAGGAGAAGGAGGAGCAGCAGAAGAAGGAGGAGAAACAGAAGGAGAACACAGCCUACGCUAAGAAGAUGCUGGUCCGCCUGGCCGGCCUGAUGGGGAUGGGCGGAGCAGUGGGCAUGGUCUACGUCUUCGGUAGCAAUUCCGAGGAUGAGCAAGGAAAUAAGAUUAGAGACGAGUUUGAUAAUGAUGCUCCGGUCGUCCAACAGUUGCGGAGAACCUUCAAGUACUUCAAAGACUACCGCCAGAUGAUCAUGGAGCCCACCAGCCCGCGGCUGCUCCCGGAGCCCCUGAAGGAGCCGUACUACCAGCCCCCCUACACCCUGGUGCUGGAGCUCACCGACGUACUGCUGCACCCCGAGUGGUCGCUGGCUACAGGCUGGAGGUUUAAGAAGCGUCCAGGUAUAGACUACCUGUUCCAGCAGCUGACUCCGCUGUACGAGAUCGUCAUCUUCACGGCAGAGACUGGCAUGACUGCCUAUCCCCUGAUUGACAGCAUCGACCCCCAGGGCUUCGUCAUGUACCGACUCUUCAGAGACGCGACGCGCUACAUGGAUGGACACCACGUCAAGGACGUGUCGUGUCUGAACCGGGACACCAGUAAGGUGAUCCUGGUGGACUGUAAGCGGGAGUCGUUCAGCCUGCAGCCCUUCAACGGCCUGGCGCUGCAGAAGUGGGACGGCAACUCGGAGGACCGGACGCUGUACGACCUCGCCAACUUCCUCAAGACCGUGGCCCUCAGCGGGGUGGAGGACGUGCGCUCGGUGCUGGAGAACUACGCCCUAGAGGACGACCCCAUCGCCGCCUUCAAGAGACGCCAGGCCCAGCUGGCCCAGGAGGAGGAGCAGCGCCUGGCGGAGGUGGCGCAGCAGACCAAGCAAGGCUUCUCUCUGGGCUCCAUGGCCUCGCGACUCUGGCGCUCCAAGCAGCAGUGAGCCCCGCCCACAUCCUCAUCCACCAAUAGCAGCCCGGCCCUCACCUCCACCGGCCAAUAGGGGACGGGUGGCGAGGGGGAUGAGCGCCACCGUCCACGCCGGGGUGGGCCGUGCUGCCGGGACAUUGGUUCACCUCGGCACCGAUGGGCGGGGCUCUUCUGGUUCCUGGCUGCUCAUUGGUCAGUUUUUAGUUUGACUCCAGGAGCCGGGGUUCAGAGCUGCGUUGGUCUCCGGGAGCGAGACUCGACCAGAGCCCGUCGCCGCUCCCACUCUGGUCCGGCUCCCCGGCCCUCAGACUCUGACCCUGCACCUUGGGGGCCCCCCCUGGGGCCCUCCCCCCUGGAGUCCCCCCCUCCCCCCUGGUGUCCCCCCAUCCCCCCCCUGGGGUCCCCCCCUCUCCCCCUGGGGCCCUCCCCCCUGGAGUCCCCCCCUCCCCCCCCCUGGGGUCUCCCCCCCCCCCCCCCGGGGUCUCCCCCCCCCCCCCCCCCCCUCUAUGUGUGAUAUGUACAUCAUGGUUUCUAUAGUAUAUUGAAUGUUGCUUAUUGUUGGGGACCUCUUGGGACGCCCCGCCCCCAUUGGGACGCUCUCCUCCCAUUGGCCGUCGUUCUGAUGGAUGUGUGAGCGGAGGACCGAGGAGCAGACAGACUGUACGAGUCGAUCCCCGACGGGGUCGCCGGCUCCCUGCUGCCAUGUCUUCCCUCCCUUCCCGAGCGGCGGCGGCGUCUUCUUCAUGACCACACACACACACCAGGAUGUGACCUCAUCCAAACUACAGGAUGUGACCUCAUCCACAAAAACCAGGAUGUGACCUCAUCCGAACAUCUUGUCAAUAAAAACACCAUAAAAAUAAUUCUUGUGCCGAGUCGUCUCCUGGGAGUCCUCUGAGCACAAUGUAGCAUUGUGUUAGCUACGCAACUGAGCAGAUUACUUGAGUUAGCUAGUCGCGCGACAUGGUGGUGAGCUAGCUACAGGUGGUGUAGCUAGUCGCGCGACAUGGUGGUGAGCUAGCUACAGGUGGUGUAGCUAGUCGCGUGACAUGGUGGUGAGCUAGCUACAGGUGGUGUAGCUAGUCGCGAGACAUGGUGGUGAGCUAGCUACAGGUGGUGUAGCUAGUCGCGCGACAUGGUGGUGAGCUAGCUACAGGUGGUGUAGCUAGUCUACUGCCGUGGCGGUGAGCCAGCUGCAGGACAACUCGUUGAGCCCACUAGCUUAAUGAAAUGCAGGCAGAUAUCAAGUGCUUGUAACCAGUGUGUGACCUCCUCCCACCCAUAGAACCGCUAUGGCUGCCCCAUUGCAUUGUGGGCCAGGAGGAUGUGGCUAAUGAUACAACCACACAACUCUGAGCUAUUGUUGGCAGGAGGGGAACUCCGUCUCCUAAAUAAAGAAACCGAACUACCAGCCGUCA